AUGUUUCGAAAGCAAAUUGAAGUACAGAAUACGGAGAUUACUUGGGAACAUGAUUGGGUAACUGUUGUGCAAAUGAAAGCAAGAAGACGGAGACUAGAUUUAAUGGAAAACUGGAGUUUGAUUGCUUCGAGUAGCUCCACUGAUCCUUUUGCUAAAUGCGAAGAGGACUUGCGAAAUUCUGAUUUAAAGUACUACGAAUGCGUGCCUAAAAUAGAGAACGGAGACGAGCCAUGUUAUUUGCUAAAGGAAAUGCACAGAGCAAAAGAUUUUCGAACGUAUUUCCUUGCCAUUCUGCCGGUGAUCUUUUCGGUGAUUGCUCUUGUUCUAAAUAUUAUCUAUCUCGUCCUUCAUGUUAUUGUCUUUCGAGCGGAAAAAGCCUCUUAUCGUAAGCGAGCGCUUUUUCUUUUGAGUCGAUCGGUCUCCUCGGUGAUGGCUCUUUUGCUACUUUAUGUGGUGAUCAUUGUUUGGAAAGCUCACGGUUUUCACUACGGUUCAGUGACGAUUUUCAUUCUAAUCGGCGCAAUGGAAUUCCUAUCAAUUACCGGCACUUAUGUUGCUUUAUGCCUGCUACUCUACACAGCCAUCACUCGUCCAAUCAUCUACAAAACUCGACUUCGAAUGAGACAUUGUGUCAUUGGUGUUUCUCUCAUUUGGCUUUUUGCUGUUGUAGCAUCGAUCUGCUUCGGUCUUUUUGGAGGCACUCUCUUUUAUCCGGACUCUGCCCCAAUCACGUGCUCAUUCGACCAUUGUCAACGUCCAUUGGCCAUCGUUGUGACGAUCCUUUUAAUCAUUACCUAUUCAACUGUUCUUUGUCUCUAUUUCUUUCUCAUUUUUCGCUUACGCCGUGGAAGUAUGGCUUUUAAAGCGGUUGAGAGAACAGCCUCAACAAGCUCACAGAGAUUGAGUUUGAAAGCGAUGAAUCGCCUCAGCAUGAAUGUUAUUACGUUUGCUAUUGGAAAUGUUCCGAUUGUGGUGGUUCUAGUGGUCGCAAUCUCUAAUCUCCGAAAGCUUUCCUCACUCGGCGAAGGAGAUAAGACCCCUUGUAAAACAUUUCUGAAUGCCAAACUCUUUGUGCAAGUCGAGGUUUUGGCGAGUUGUGCAGCGGCAAUAUGGUUGUUAGCUAUGAUAAUCGAUCCAAUCAUUAACGUCCUUUCUGAUCCAAAACUUCGAAAUUUGUUAUUGACAUUUGUCAAGAAAUUGAGAAGAAAAUUGAUGGAAAGUGAAGAAGAAACAAAUGAAGAAGGAACAAAUAAAGAAGAAGAAAAA
Molecule: messenger RNA, 1266 nt
Organism: Mesorhabditis belari
Lineage: Eukaryota; Metazoa; Nematoda; Chromadorea; Rhabditida; Rhabditidae
Source: the annotation of a GenBank genome assembly